AUGGAUGAUACUAUACUAUCAAGGUCAACUAGUCAAGGAUCAAUUGAUGAAUUGGUUGCAGCAGUUGAUAGUCUAAGAGAAACACAACAAUUAAGUUUAGAAAUAUUAAAAGAAAAGUUUCAAGACUUUAUAUCGACAUUGAAUAUCGAUCAAGAUACAAGUGCAACUGCAUGGGCACUCAUUGAAGAUUUAAAAUUAUCAUCAGAUAUAAAUGCUUCAGAUCAAAAACAUUAUAUUGCAUGCUCAUUAUUUGUAGCUGGAAAUAUAAAGUUUAAUGUAUUAUUGAAAAACUAUUAUAGAAACCCAAAGGAUUCAUCAACACCAAAACAAUCAUUCAAUUCAGUUUACCUAUCUCAAUUAUUAAAAUUAACAAAUAUCAAGUUAAAAGAAUUUUUUGAAGUACCAUUACCAAGAUUUAUAGCAUGGAUGGGAUUGGGAAAAGCGGUAGAGGAACAAUUUAAAAAUUUGGAACAAUCAUUUGUUAUUAUGAAUAUAUUGUAUAGAAAGUAUGAAGAGUUGUACUCUUUGUUGUUCCAUUUCGAUAGCAAGGAACCAAAGGAACUAUUGGCAAUUGGAUGGUUCAUCUACUUGUAUUGCAAGAGUAGAUUGUUUGUCAAUCAAGUACCCGAUCUCAUGAAAUCAAUCAACCUAUUAUUAUGUAGUCUUGACUUUAUCUAUAUCCAUUCACCAGAUUCAUUUAAAAGAUCAACAACGAUGCUUCCAAUUGAAAAUGAUUCAAUCCUACCUUUUCUAACUAAAAAGGUUGGUUCAAAUAUUAAAGAUUUGGAUGAAAAAACAUUUUCGAUUUAUAUUGAAAUGAUGAAAAAAUCAAAUAUAUUAAAAUAUACAAAUAAUAUGAAUAAUAUGAAUAAUAAUAAUCAUAAUGAAUCAUUUUUCAAUUCAACAUUAUUAAUGACAAAUUAUAACAAUUUAAACAAAAAUUAUGAACAACAAUAUUAUUCAAGUGGAGAUAUUGAUGAAAGAAUGUUUUUAUUUGACAAGGAAAUCAUUGGAACUCCAUUCAAGGCAAAUCAUCAUUUUACAUCAAUAUCAACUCCAACUUCUAAAUUUAGAGAUUAUAAUAAUAACAACAUAAAUAAUACUAAUAAUACUAAUAAUAAUAAUCAAUAUGGAGGAGGUCAUUUAACACCUGUUAAACAACAAAUGAAAUUAAAUCCUCCACAAACACCAAUUAGUUCAAGUUUAUCAAUGAUUGAAUGGAUUAAAAAAUCGAUUCAAAACUAUCAAGCUGAACCAAGUCAAGAUUUAAAGGAUCUUGUCAAAGAUUGUGGUGAAGAAAACGUUCAAUUUAUUCAAACAAUGGCUUGUGAUGCGUUAAAUUUGGCUCAACCAUUUCUAUCUCAACAAGUUGGUUCCUCAGGAGGAAUUGAAAAGGAAAACAAAAGAUCAAUUUAUGGUAUUAAAUUAUAUUAUUAUUUAUUGGAAAAGAUUUUAAAUAUUGAAAAGGCUAGAAUUGGUUCAAAUUCACCAACAUUUAAAAAUUUUAUAAUGCAUGGAGAAUUUCAUAAAUCAUUAUUGAUUACAUGUUUUGAAAUUGUGGCGCAUGCCUAUAAAUUGGUUAGUGUUGAAUUUCCCUUUUUUGUCAAACUUUUCAAUGUCCAUCCAUUUUCAUAUUGUCGAAUCAUUGAUAAUAUAAUUAAAAUCGAUGGAGCCUUUCCAACAAACUUGAUCAAUCAUUUUUCAAAGAUUGAUGACCAGAUUAUAGAAAAAUAUGCUUGGUCCACUGGUUCUCCCAUUUUCCCAUUAUUUGAAAAAUCUCGUGAUCAAUUACCUCCAAUCAAUAAUCAUCAAACUAAUAAUAAUAUAAAUAAUAAUAAUCAUCUAACUCAAGUAUUUUCAACUCCUGUCAAAAAUAAUAAUAACAAUAAUAAUAAUAAUAAUAACAAACCACUAAUGACAAAUCAAGUUUUAUCUUCUCCUUCUAAAAAUAAUCAACCAAAUAACAAUAACAAUAACCCUUCAAAAUUAUUUAUUACUAUAUAUAAAAAAAUACAACAAUAUCUAAGUACAAAAUGUAAAAAGUUUUGUUCAAUAUUAAAUUUACCAAAGGAAAUGAUACAACAUAUUAUAACGGCGUCGAUGGCAAUAGUGACAGAGCUUACGAGUUUGUUGAAUAAUCGAACGUUGGAGAUUAUUGUGAUAUGUAGUAUCUAUGCACUGUGUAAAUUAAAUCAACAUACGAUAUCAUUUAAAAACAUUAUAGAAAAUACUGGUACGCCACAAGUCUAUUACAAAGAGGUGAUUUUGACCAAUAAUACACCUGGUGACAUUGUUGCAUUUUACAACAAAAUAUUCUUACCUUUGGCAGAUCCCAUUAUUCAAAGAUUUAAAAAUACCCCAAGUCGAUUAAUGGCUAAUCUUCAUCAACAUCAACAACAACAACAACACCAACAACAAUAUCACUCUACACCAACUAAAAUUAUAAUGUCUCCAAGUAAACCAUUGAUACCUACUCAUUUUACUAUAUCUCCAAUGUCUCUAAAUCGUCAAUCAAGUAAUUCUUCUUUAUUAUCUCAACAACAACAACAACAACCACAACAAUUACAAUCAAAUUUAUCACAACAACAUGGUGUAUUUCAACCAUUACAACCAUCACCAUCACCAUCUCAACAACAACAACCAUUACAACCACCAUUUAAUGAUCAAGGUACUCCAACUAAAUUGGCAGGGUCUUUUAGUAUUGGUAAAACUCCUUCUAAAGAAUUAAAAUCAAUCAAUAUGAAUAUUGCACCAAAAUCAACCAUUAAACUACCUCCACAAUCACCAUCAUCAUCAUCUCUACAAACGAGUAGUAGUAAUAGUAAUAGUAGUACCUCAUCAUCCUCUUUAUCAUCCAGUACUUCAUCUUCAACUACUCCAUCUUCACCACUUGGAAAUGAUCAAUUUGAUCCAAAUAAUAAUAAUAAUAGUAAUAGUAAUAGUAGUAGUAGUACUUCUUCUUUAUCAACGACGACAACAGGUAAAACAAAAGGUAAAAGAUUAUUCUUUGAUAAUAAUAAUCAAAAUCAAAAUAAUGGUAAUGGAAAUGGUAGUAGUAAUACCAGUUAUAUAGAUAUUCUUAAUGGUGAUAAUAAUAAUAAUAAUAAUUCAAUAUCAUCAUCAUCUUUUCAACCUAAUGAACUUGAACCUCCACUUAAAAAAUAA
Molecule: messenger RNA, 3165 nt
Organism: Cavenderia fasciculata
Lineage: Eukaryota; Evosea; Eumycetozoa; Acytosteliales; Cavenderiaceae
Gene: rblA
Product: Rb-like protein
Exons: 7
Coding region: 1-3165 (1054 amino acids)
Biological process (GO): cell differentiation; negative regulation of G1/S transition of mitotic cell cycle; regulation of transcription by RNA polymerase II
Cellular component (GO): nucleus; chromatin; transcription regulator complex
Molecular function (GO): RNA polymerase II transcription regulatory region sequence-specific DNA binding
Source: RefSeq, a predicted model, not a curated record